Hemibagrus wyckioides is the source of this 8569-nucleotide messenger RNA. RefSeq names its product A disintegrin and metalloproteinase with thrombospondin motifs 20. The transcript has 38 exons. The coding region runs from base 301 to 6012 and encodes 1903 amino acids. Gene Ontology annotation, cellular component: extracellular matrix. The record is from RefSeq and is a predicted model, not a curated record. Gene Ontology annotation, molecular function: metalloendopeptidase activity; zinc ion binding. Gene Ontology annotation, biological process: extracellular matrix organization; proteolysis. NCBI's taxonomy places the organism in Eukaryota, Metazoa, Chordata, Actinopteri, Siluriformes, Bagridae.
CAGCGCUUGGAGUGUAAGGGGUGUCUUAUGGAUGGCCAAGGGAAAUCAGCCGAGUUGGCACUGACCCCUCAGCCUACACCGAGCUCUCAAACGCGCCCCGAAUAACCGCAGAUCGCGCUUCCAGGCCUGACACGGAUGUACGGAAUCACAUUGCGAUGAGGACAGCGCGCGCGGCUACACUGACGCUGCAGGAGAGACACGAGAAUCCCAUGAGCCGCUGCUGACAAGACUGGAGAAGGAGAGCAGAAAGCCGGUGGUGGGGAGGAGGAGGCUGCGGCUUCUGCUUCCCGGAGAAAAACCAUGCCUCUGGCUAUCUGGCUGCUGGGACUCAUGUGUCACCUUGCUGGACUCGCCUGGAGCUUGCGCAUGCAUCGACUGCACCCAAAGCAAGAAAAUUUCGUCAGGCAGCUGUCCUCGUACGAAAUAGUAACGCCGGUUCGUGUGAACGAUUUCGGCGAGUUGUUCCCGCAGCAGCUGCACUACCGGCGCAGGCGGAGGAGCGCGGACUCGGACCUGGCGGCGGCGCUGCGCGCGCACUACCGCAUCGAGGCGUUCGGUGAGCGUUUCCACCUGAACCUGAGCGCCGACGCGGCCUUCAUCGCGCCCACUUACGCAGUGACGCACCUGGGCGAGCCGGACAGCCGAGGACACGACCCCGAGGACAUGCGACACUGUUUCUUCCAAGGACACGUCAAUGGACAACGCCGGCACCGUGCCGUCUUCAGCUUGUGCACCGGCCUCAUUGGUACGUUUACAACCCACAGCGGAGAAUACUUCCUAGAACCUCUAAUGACAGCUGAUGAGGAGGAGUAUGAGGAAGAACACAACAAACCUCAUCUGGUAUACAAACACGAGAGGAAGAAGACACAGGACAGCGACACGUCCGAGCCUUGUGCAUCUUCAGAUCACAUGAAAGAGCGUAAUCAUUUCCAUAGCAAUGGAAGUAUUGAAGAAGAUGUCAAGUUAGUAUGGGAAAAUAUGGAUAAACAUCUUCCUGGGAUACAGCAGUCAACUUCCAAAAAUCAUUCCAGUGGCAGCAGGAGAAAACGCUUCCUGUCUUAUCCGCGCUUCGUAGAGCUGAUGGUCACGGCCGACGCCAAGAUGGUGCGACAUCACGGACGCAACCUGGAGCACUACAUUCUAACAAUCAUGUCAGUAGUAGCUGCAGUUUACAAAGAUCCCAGCGUUGGAAACCUCAUCAAUAUAAUGAUCGUCAAACUGAUCAUUAUUCACAAUGAGCAGGAAGGGCCAAAUGUGAACCGCUAUGCUGCUGCAACGCUACACAACUUCUGUGUGUGGCAACAAGGUCAGAAUGUUCUAGAUGACAGUCAUCCCUCUCAUCAUGACACUGCUCUGCUCAUCACCAGGGAGGAUAUCUGUCGGGAAAAAGACAAAUGUGACACAUUAGGUCUGGCAGAGCUGGGUACAAUGUGUGACCCAUACCGAAGCUGCUCCAUCAGUGAAGAGAACGGCCUGAGCUCCUCCUUCACCAUUGCCCAUGAACUGGGCCAUGUCUUCAACAUGCCUCAUGACAAUCACCCAAAGUGCCGGGAAGCAGGAAUGAAGCAUCAGUAUCAUGUCAUGGCCCCGACUCUAAACUAUGAUACCAGUCCAUGGUCCUGGUCCAAGUGCAGUCAAAAGUACAUCACAGAAUUUCUAGAUACUGGUUAUGGGGAGUGUUUGUUGGAUGAACCAGUUGGGAGGUCCUAUGAUCUCCCUGUCAAGCUCCCGGGUCAAAUCUACAAUGCUAAUCGCCAGUGCGAACUCAUGUUUGGACCAGGAUCCCAAGUCUGCCCGUUCAUGAGACAAUGUAAGAGGCUCUGGUGCACCAGCGCUGAAGGGGACCAUAAAGGCUGCCGAACACAGCACAUGCCCUUGGCUGAUGGAACUGAAUGUGGAUAUGGGAUGCACUGUAGGCACGGUAUGUGUGUGACCAGAGAGAUAGAGGCAAGGCCGGUGCAUGGUGAGUGGGGACCGUGGGGACCCUACAGUGUGUGUUCCAGGACCUGUGGUGGUGGUACACGCAGCACAUCUAGAGACUGCAACAGACCUGAGCCGAGGAACGGCGGGCGCUUUUGUGUGGGACGCCGCAUGAAGUUCCGCUCCUGUAACACAGAGCCGUGUCCAAGGGGACGGAGAGACUUCAGAGAGGAGCAGUGCUCACAGUUCGAUGGCAAACAUUUCAACAUCAGUGGUCUACCAUCCACCGUCCGCUGGGUGCCUAAAUACAGUGGCAUCCUCAUGAAGGAUCGAUGUAAGCUGUUCUGUCGUGUUGCUGGGACCAUGUCCUACUACCAGCUGCAAGAUCGAGUGGUUGAUGGAACUCCUUGUGGUCCUGACACUUAUGACAUCUGUGUUCAAGGCCUUUGCAGGCAAGCAGGCUGUGACCAUGUUUUGAACUCCAAAGCCAGGAAUGAUAAGUGUGGAGUGUGUGGAGGGGACAACUCCUCCUGUAGGACUGUCGCUGGCACCUUCAACAAUGCACAAUAUGGUUAUAAUGUUGUGGUCCGAAUCCCAUCUGGUGCAACCAAUAUUGAUAUAAGGCAAGUCAGCUACUCAGGAACACCCGAAGAUGAUAACUACCUCGCUCUUUCUGACAGCCAGUCAAAUUUCCUGCUGAAUGGGAACUUUGUCGUGUCCAUGUUUAAAAGGGAAAUCUCCUUCAAAGGAACACAGUUCGAGUACAGUGGCUCCAACACCACGGAGGAGCGAGUCAACUGCACCGAACGCGUGGAAGAGGAGCUCAUUCUACAGGUUUUGUGCGUGGGGAACCUUUAUAGUCCUGAUGUACGUUAUUCCUUUAACAUUCCUAUAGAGGAACACCAAGAGCAGUUUGUAUGGGACCCCUCAGGCCCCUGGCAGGAGUGCAGCCGCAUGUGCCAAGGAGAGCGACGGAGAAAACCAGUGUGUGUACGUAAGAGUGAUCGCCUGGUGGUGUCAGAUCAGAGGUGUGAGCAUCUUCCUCGACCAAGAGGGGUUCUGGAGUCCUGCAAUAUAGACUGUGAACUUAGGUGGCAUGUGGCAGGUAAGAGCGAGUGCUCCGCUAAGUGUGGGCCUGGGUAUCGUACGCUGGAAGUGAUGUGCAUGCGCUACAGCCAGGUGAAGAGAGAGAGUGAGAGACUGGAAUCUCGAGCGUGUGCAGAUCUAACCAAACCUCAGAGCCGUGAGCUCUGCCAUGGAGACUGUCUGCUGAAGAGCUGGCAGUACAGCGCCUGGUCUCAGUGUUCUAAGAGCUGUGGCCGAGGCACCCGCACUCGCGACUCCUACUGCAUGAACAAUCUCGGCCGCAGACUGGCAGAGCAUGAGUGCAGCGAGUACCAGAGAGCCGUCUCUGAACCCUGUAAUGACACGCCAUGUCCUGACUGGUCCAUCAGCGAGUGGACAGAGUGCACUGUGACGUGUGGGAAGGGAGUGAGGCGCAGACAGGUGUUCUGUGUUUUAGCAGAGGAGAGGCUCAGCGACGAGCUCUGUGAUACCAAUAGCAAACCCCGUACCAUUAGCAGCUGUGUGCAUUCAGAAUGUGCUUCCUGGCAGGUUGGCGCCUGGAGUACGUGUGCUGUGACCUGUGGCCAUGGAUACCAAAUGCGAGCAGUGAGGUGUGUGUCUGGUGCUUAUGGCAAGACCAUGGAUGACAGAGAGUGUAAUGCAGCAUCAAGACCACGAGAUAGCCAGGAAUGUGAUUUGCCAGCUUGUCCUCGUACAUCAUCAGCACUCAGCACACCACGACCUGCAGCAUCUGGACACUUACACACCCAGUGGAGAUUUGGGUCCUGGACUACAUGCUCUGUUUCCUGUGGGAAGGGUGAGAGAGCACGGUAUGUCAGCUGCAGAGAUUCUCAAGGACGAAUAGCCGAUGAGGCCUACUGCACCCAUCUUCCUCGACCUCCAGAAACCUCAGUGUGCUUCAGCCCCUGUGGCCAGUGGAGAGAGGGAGAGUGGUCACCAUGCUCUGUGUCAUGUGGUGUUGGUCGUGCUAAAAGGCAGGUGGUGUGUAUGAACUACAACCAGCAGGUGGAUGAAUCUUUUUGCCUCCUGGAUGAGAAGCCCAGCGCGGAGCAGGAAUGUGCCGCAGCUCCAUGCCACUCAGCCUACCAGCUCUGGCCUAAUAACCAGCCCUACUUUCCCCCUGACCCUCGCAGUCAUCCAGGGCACAGUAACUGGAAUGUUCCCUCAGCAGACCACCAGUGGAGGACUGGGCCAUGGGGAUCGUGCUCCAGUACAUGUGAGGGGGGUUUCCAGAGGAGAGUGGUGGUGUGUCAGGACUCAGAAGGUCGCAGCACUAAUUACUGUGAUGAGAGAGUCAAACCUAGCGAGUCUAAGAGCUGUGACUCAGGACCGUGUCCUCUGUGGAACUAUGGCAGCUGGGGAGAGUGUAGCCUGUCGUGUGGUGGCGGGCAACGGACUCGGCUAGUAGUGUGCCAGCGUCCGAACGGGCAGAGGCUGAACGAGCACAACUGUGAUAUGCUCGACAAACCUCCCGACGUGGAGCGGUGCAAUAUGCAGCCAUGCCCCGGCAGCGCUUCCUGGCACAGGAGACCAUGGAAGCCGUGUUCUGCAACUUGUGGCAAGGGGACCAUACAGAGGGACCUGGUCUGUGUUUACCACAACCAGACGGACACAGAAGAAGAACAGUGUGCACAUCUUCCCCGACCCAAGACACGCAAACUGUGCAGCGCAGGACCAUGUCCCAGCUGGAAAACCAACAAGUGGCAAGCGUGCACUGUCACUUGUGGGGUUGGAGAGCAGAAACGAGACGUGUACUGUAGGUUGAAAGGCAAAGGCCGUGUUGAAGAAGACAUGUGUGAUGCUCAUCUCCGCCCCAGCGGUUUGCAGCAGUGUUUAUCCCAUGAGUGCCAUGGCUAUAGCUGGUCAGCCAGUGAGUGGCAGGAGUGUAACGCUACAUGUGGAGAGGGUAUGAGACACAGGACAGUCCUGUGUGUGGAUGGAUCGAAGAAUCCUGUCUCCGAGAGACUGUGUGACCCCUCAAGCAAACCUGAACUUUAUCAGCCUUGCAUCGUCGCCCCCUGUCAGUAUGUCUGGGUAACUGCAACAUGGGCACAGUGCUCUGUGAGUUGUGGAGCAGGUUACCAGCAGAGGAUGGUGUCAUGCACUGCAGUACCUUCUGCUCCCAACCUACAGGUGUUCGGUGCUCAGUCGUAUACCCAGGUUUUGGCUUCAAAGUGCCCACAGCCUCCUCCACCAAACAUCCAACCAUGCCAGUUUCCAGUAUGCCUACUGCCUACGUCCUGGAAAGCUGGUCCAUGGGGCAAGUGUUCUCAGACGUGCGGUGCCGGAGUGAUGCAAAGGACAGUCGAGUGUCUCACCGAUAAACAUCUCCCCUCUGAAAACUGCUCGUUGUCCAGUCGACCUCAUUCUCAGGCAGCCUGCAGACUGAGACACUGUGAACUGGCGUCCAACUGCAAGGAGCUACAGAUGAGAGAAGAGAUAAGAAAAGAUGGUGAAUAUCACCUACGAGUUAAAUCGAGAGUCCUCCAGAUUUACUGUGCAGAAAUGCAGACCAACUUUCCAAAGGAGUAUGUGACCCUACGCAGUGGACACACUGACAAUUACUCAGAGGUGUAUGGAUACAGGCUGAAUAACCCCUUUGAGUGUCCACAUAAUGGCAGCAGACGUCAGGACUGUGCUUGCAGAAAUGACUAUCCUGCAGUGGGCUACACUCUUUUCCACAGAGUGAGACUAGACCUCAGCACCAUGCGAAUAAUCACCACAGACGUGCAGUUCUCUAAAACCCUUCUUGGCCAUCCUGUUCCCUUUGGCAGUGCUGGGGACUGUUACAGUGCUGCUAGAUGCCCUCAGGGUCAGUUCAGCAUCAAUCUCACUGGGACCGGACUGAAAGUGGCUGAAUUGACUAAGUGGGUUCCUCAAGGCAACUACGUCUCGAUCAAAGUCCAUCGAUCAGAGGAUGGAACACGUAUCUAUGGGCGCUGUGGAGGAUUCUGUGGAAAGUGUCUGCCUCAUCCUCAUACUGGCCUCCUUGUCCAAGUCCAGUGAAAGACUCAAAUCAUGUCUGCAAUUGCGCAGAAGAAAAUUUGCAUCAGGGUCGUCGGUCAGCAUUACUGCAAUGUUUAUUUUGUGAAAAAAUAAUACAUACUCUAGACUGCAUGAAUGCAUGUAAAGAACUAAAGCUCUUAUGUUACAUGCACUGUGGUUUGCCCUGCAGGUGUACUGGGACCUUUUGCCUCUCUUUAAUGGGAAAUGUCUUGCACAUUCUGUGUUGCUCUGUGGCAGCUCUGGUUAAUGAUCAUGACUGUAGUGAGCCACAGUUCAAGCUUUUCUCCAUAAUCACCAUGAGAAAUGUCACGUCCUCCUUCAAGCGCUCACAAACCCAGUGUCUGUGUCGUGUCAAAACUACAGAUAUGUGUCAAUAAUUAGUAACAUGCACAAUAUCACAUAUCAGUCAUAUUGUGCCUGGCUGUUUUUCAUUUGAGACUAGGACAAAUUAGUAGCCAAUAUUCUCCCUGUAUAAACCACGUUCUGUCUGGAAGACACUGUAAGGAUCCUAGUUUUUGUCAUAGUCACAUUAACCAUAAAAGAGCUUCUGUUGGAACCUCUGUUGUCUUGUUGCAGGACAGACUCAUGCCACACAAGUAUUUAUUCCUAACCAGGGAAAACUGCAGAAAUAUGGUCAGUCAAUAUGCAAAUACACCGAUUAAAGGUUCAGUUCAGAUUAAGCGAGAGCUACGUACGGCUUUCAGAAAAGAACCCUGUUUCUGUAAUUUCACUGUAACGGAGCGAUGUUUGCUUUCAUCACAAAAGUAUGUGAAAUAAUGUUGACUUUUUACACAUACAUUUGAUAAACUUGGCAAAUAAUUUGGACAGCGUAUCCUCCAAAAGGGAUUAUUUGAUAAUUGUGGAAAUAUUUGGCUCCAAGGCUUAGCCAGGAGUAAAAAAUAAAUAAAUACUGAAAAAUUGUCCCCUCUAUUCAUGUGUAACAUCACUGACUGAGGGGUAGUAGAUAUAUAUAUAUAUAUAGGUAUAUAUAAGGUACUGUAAUAUUUUUGGUUUUAUUAAACAGAUUUUAAAAGAAAAGUAUAACCUGACAACAGCGAGAAAUAAAAACCUGGAAUUGAAAAUGAACAUAGCAAUAAACAAUCAUGUUUGCUCUGUUUGAGCAACAUUAGUGUUCACAUGAUCCUAAUGAUCAGGUUAGGAUUCAGAGUUAUAAAUCCACCACACUACCACGAAGCACUGUACAGAACUGUGAAAUAAAUCUGCUGUAGGGUUGAAGGAAGUGUAAAUCAGAUUUAUUGCUAUUAUUGUACAUAGCCAAGAAAGUGAAGAUCUUGAGGGGGAAAAAAAUAAUUUAUAGUAAAGAUGGGUGUGGUUAUAUUGUUCCGAUUUUUUUUUUUUCCCCCUGCCACCGUGGUGUUGUUGUUGUUGCAAUUCGAUGUGCUUUACAACAUGAAAAAUCGGGGAAAAAAAAGUUAUAGGUUAUUUUCAUCAUCAUUUUCAAACAAUAAAGUAAUUAAUUUAGCUAGUUAUGUGUGUUCCAGAUGCAGACGGCUGUGAUAACCAGUGACAGAAUAACAAUCUGACCCUACCUCCUGCAAAGUUGGUUAUUCAAAAUCUGUAUUUUUUUCUAUGUAUUUUUUUUGUUGUUGCUAUUUAUAUAUGACAAUAUUUAUAUUGUAAUGAUGUAUGUACAUUAUUUUUGCUGCAUAUGACUACUACCGAUGGCAAACCCUUAGGUUUCACUGUAUGUUACAGAAACGGCAUUACGUUUUUUAAAGUGUUCGAAAUUGAUUAACUUUCUAAACGAGUAUUAAAUUGCUGGUGCUUUUUUACUACUGAAAUUACCUCUACAAUCGGGCUUAAAAUAAGCGGUCGAGAAGUUCUUAUUAUUAUUGACGUAACAGAGACUUGCGGUACAUGUCAUUUCAUGCUCAGGUGUGGUGUUGGCAUGUUAACGGAGUGUGUUUGCACCACAUGUAACAGCUGCCACUUUGCCUUUUGAUGUUAGUCAGUGGCAGUAACCAGGAGGGAUUUGGAAACAAACUGAUCUGGCACUAUACUUAGACCAAAGUCUUGUCUUGUAGGUGCAUGCACUCCAAUCAUGGGACCUUCACAUGUAAGUUCAGUUCACUUUGGUUUUUAAGUAGAGCCAGUCUUAUAUAAUUCUUUGAGCAGCUAACAAAACAUUGCUUAUUGUUGUUUUUGAUAGGCAACUGAACUCUUGAGGUCUGUAUCAGAAAUAAAAUGAAAUUAAAAUAAAAAACAAUUACUAGAUGCACAAUGUGCCAAGAAAUGUGUAGAUCUGAACAUGUCAUAUCAAGUUGUAAUAUUUUUUUUAACGUGUAUACUUGAAAUGCAAAUAAUGCAUACUGAUUAUGUCUAGAUUGUGUCAGCAAUGGGCCCAUUGGCCAUGUAUUAUCCAAAGAUGUUUUACAGAGGCCUAUUUGACCUGUGUAUGUUUGGUGUGUAGAGGUUUUAUAAUGAAAUCGUGAAUUUUGGUGCUAUGUUUAGUAGUGAGAAAGGCUUUAUGAUCAAUCCUGUCUGACAUGCCACUGUACUAACUCUAAUUUAAAAGAGCAAUAAAAGAGUUUAAUUC